CAAUUGUAGACGCCAUUUUUUGCGCUAUUUUUCAUCGCGAUUUGUUACGGGCUGCGUCGACUUGAUACACGCGACAUACACGUCGAAUUCGCCGCGAAUACCCGAGCUUUAAAUCGAUUACGUUUGCGGAAUGCGAUUGUCAAAUGAUGAUCGAACAGUUUCAUCGAUUGUGAUCUAGCGGUGCGUUUAGCAGGGCGGAUCUUUUGAAAGUGGUACACGUAGGCAACAGGUGUCCAACGUCAAAUGCCGCACGCGUUUGACAGUUGAUGACACGGCUAUUCGCGACGACGAGAAACGGAGUAUCGGGCACGAUAAUUUAUUCGCUCUGCUAGAAUAAAAUUGUUCAUUUCUCUUCGCGACAGCACCGGCAAGCAUCGGAUCAAGUUUCUUCUUUGGAGGAUUCACGAGAUUCUUACCGAGAUGAAUUAUGAUUAUUUGGUAAAGUUCCUGGCACUCGGAAACUCUGGUGUCGGGAAAACAAGCUUCCUUUAUCAAUAUACCGAUGGUACUUUCAACUCUCGAUUCGUCUCUACUGUUGGGAUUGAUUUCAAGGAAAAACGAGUGAUAUAUCAAACAGCGAAUGGCAGAAGUCAGCGAGUACAUUUACAGCUUUGGGACACAGCUGGCCAGGAACGGUUCAGAAGUCUAACCACAGCCUUUUACCGGGAUUCCAUGGGUUUUCUACUAAUUUUUGACCUGACCAAUGAGUUGUCGUUUCUUGAAGUUAGAAACUGGCUGGAGCAGCUUAGGACCCAUGCAUAUUGUGAUGAUCCAGACAUAAUUCUUUGUGGCAAUAAAUCCGAUCUUGAAGACAAACGCGUCAUCAGCGAGCAUAAAGCGCGAGAUCUUGCUGAAAGGCACGGCUUGGUUUAUCUGGAGACGAGUGCCGCGACCGGCCAGAAUGUCGAGCGCGCAGUGGAAAUAUUAUUAGACCGCGUAAUGCGCAGGAUGGAGGCUACAGUGGACAAGUCGUUAUUACCGCAUCAAAAAGUUUUAAGAUGCCACGAGCGCGAUACUCCACCGCCCAGUAGUUCCUGCUAUUGCUGACAGUGCCGGUAUAUGUAGUUAUCCAAACUACUAUGCCAAAAUCAAAGAAAAGAGCAUAUUAUGAAACUGGCACUUUACAUUUGCGGAACAAAUGUAAAUUUUAUCAUACACUUUUUCAGUUAACAUGUUCGUUGCGAGUCAUUUGAAAAUAAUUUUACAUUAAUUAUUUUUACAUAUGCUACAUUUUUACAAAACAAAAAUUUCAAUUGAUAUAAAUUUGGAAAAUUGUGAAAAUUGGUAAAGAAAUCGACCGAAUUGAGAAUUAAAUGAGUUAGAAAAAACUUAUUGACAAUAUUGUGUAAUUGAUAAUAUAUUGAUUGACAAUAAUAGAUAUCUCAGUAUUAUGUGAAUCUCAUUAUGAAUAAGCAAAUGUGCUAAUAAAAUAUAAUUCAUUAUU
Molecule: messenger RNA, 1444 nt
Organism: Camponotus floridanus (Florida carpenter ant)
Lineage: Eukaryota; Metazoa; Arthropoda; Insecta; Hymenoptera; Formicidae
Gene: Rab27
Product: ras-related protein Rab-27A
Exons: 5
Coding region: 421-1047 (208 amino acids)
Biological process (GO): positive regulation of exocytosis; melanosome transport
Cellular component (GO): melanosome; secretory granule
Molecular function (GO): GTPase activity; GTP binding
Source: RefSeq, a predicted model, not a curated record